This is a messenger RNA of Macrosiphum euphorbiae (potato aphid), 714 nucleotides long. Lineage: Eukaryota; Metazoa; Arthropoda; Insecta; Hemiptera; Aphididae. The record is from the annotation of a GenBank genome assembly.
AUGUGUUCAUUUACUGCCACAUACAAAAAUAUGAAUAUACACUAUGAAAAAGAUCAUAAUAUUUUACAAAAUGUAGAUAGUUUUGAAUUUGAAAGCAUUGAUGAUUUUAACAAUUGGAGACGUGAAAUUGAAAUACCAACUCAGUCAUUGUAUGUUAAAAACUACGGUUCCUCUGUUAAAGGAAAUCAAAUUUACAGUUAUUACAAAUGCCACAGAAGUGGCUUCUAUAAUUCACUUAGUAUAGGUCAACGGCAUUUAAAAACACAGGGUUCUAACAAAAUAAAUGGGUACUGUCCAGCUAGUAUUAAUGUUAUAGAGUCAAAUGUUACAAAAAAAUGUACCGCUAAAUUUAAUGGCAAUCAUAUAGGUCAUGAAAAUGAAAUAGGGCACUUACCUUUAAAUAAAUGUAUCAGAGAUGAUAUAGCAUCUAAAAUAUCACAAAACAUUCCGUUUGAAAAAAAUUUGGACGAAAUUCGUGAUAAUAUUGCCAACAAUCAUUUAGAAAGAACUCAUUUACUUACUAAGAAAGAUUUGUAUAAUAUUGAAGCUUCAUACAAUCUUAACAAUGAGGCAGUAUAUCAUUCUAAUGAUGCUACAAGUGUUGGAGCAUGGGUGGAAAAACUAAAAACUGAUGACAAAUUAAGCCUCGUUUAUUACAAGUCACAAGGUCAAAUCGACACUAAUCAUAUCCAACUUAAAGAAGAUGACUUUUAA